This is a messenger RNA of Brettanomyces nanus, 1074 nucleotides long. RefSeq lists its product as uncharacterized. Gene Ontology annotation, biological process: inositol catabolic process. Lineage: Eukaryota; Fungi; Ascomycota; Pichiomycetes; Pichiales; Pichiaceae. The record is from RefSeq and is a predicted model, not a curated record. The transcript has a single exon. Gene Ontology annotation, cellular component: cytoplasm. Bases 1 to 1074 code for a protein of 357 amino acids. Gene Ontology annotation, molecular function: iron ion binding; inositol oxygenase activity.
AUGAAUAAAGAUAAUGCAGGAAAAAUAGAGAAGGUGAAAUUGACGCCGAAGUAUCAGAAUUUGGAUAGUAGUAAGUUAUUAGAGAGGAUCGAUGACGAUAUUCAGAAGCUUAACAGGCUUAAGACUGUUCUUCAGAAAGAAGCCGAGGGGAGGGAUAUGAAGGAGCAACAGGAUCAGAAAGGAGUGGAUAAAGUCGAGGAAGAUGCGGAAGAACAAAAAGUGCUAAAAGAUGGACAGGAUAUGGGUGAUGAUGACUGGAAAGAUAAUUCUAACUCAACAUUGAUGAAAAAUGUUGAUCCCAGACAAUUCAGACGGUACGAGUUGGCGUAUGAUCGGGUCAAGGACUUUUAUUUGGAGCAGCAUACCAAGCAGACAAUUGCCUACAAUAUACAGGCACGGAUCAACUUCAAGACUAAAGUGAGAGACAGAAUGUCAGUUUGGGAUGCUCUCGUUAAACUUAAUAAACUCCUAGAUGAGAGCGAUCCAGAUACAGAACUUUCACAGAUUGACCACGCUUUGCAGACAGCAGAGGCUAUUCGACGCGAUAAUAAGCCUCGAUGGUUUCAAUGUGUUGGACUCAUUCACGAUCUCGGCAAGUUACUUUAUUUCUACGACUCUCAUGGCCAAUGGGAUGUUGUUGGAGACACCUUUCCAGUCGGAUGUCGAUUUUCCAAAAAGAUCAUCUAUCAUGACUUCUUCAAGAAGAAUCCCGACAACCGAAAUCCUUUAUACAACACCAAGUAUGGUAUCUAUUCUCCCCAUUGCGGCUUAAAAAAUGUCAUGCUCAGUUGGGGACACGACGAGUAUAUGUUCAAUCUUGCUAAGGAGCAGAGCACGCUACCACCUGAAGGUUUGUCUAUGAUAAGGUAUCACUCAUUCUAUCCAUGGCACAGAGAGGGUGCUUACAAAUACCUUAUGACGAAAGAGGACGAAGCAGACUUGAAAGUGGUGCAAACGUUUAACCCUUACGACCUCUAUUCCAAGACUGACAUCCGUUACAAAGUGGAGGAGCUUAAACCGUACUACCUGGAACUCAUUGACGAGUUUUUUCCAAACAAAAUAGUGGAAUUUUGA